This is a messenger RNA of Dibothriocephalus latus, 816 nucleotides long. NCBI's taxonomy places the organism in Eukaryota, Metazoa, Platyhelminthes, Cestoda, Diphyllobothriidea, Diphyllobothriidae. The record is from the annotation of a GenBank genome assembly.
AUGAGGGCCAUGUUCCAGCAUCAGCUCCUUCUAUUGGUUGCGACCGCUUUUCUGCUGACGCUUGUCUCAACUGAUAAAGCUACUUUGCAGGUUAUAGCUCUGCGCGGACGCGAAGAUGAUGCCUCACGUCGAUUCUUCCGGUCGGCGGAGGUCUUCGGUUACGACUACCAUGUAAUUGACCUGUCGGAGCACGGACCCACAACAGACGCGGUCAAAGAUGAAUUGAAAUUGGUCGAAUUAAAGCACAUGCUGGACACUAUAGCGGAGCCUCUUCCCAGUCAUGUUCUGGUUCUAGACAGUCACUCGUCAAUUUUGAUAAAAAGUCCGUCCAAACUCCUCGAGGCAGCUGAAGCAUUAAAAGCUGAUUUCGUCUUCAUUUACCAGAACGAAACAACCUGGGAAGAUGCUGAAGUGCAGGGAAUCGCUAGCCUUCCGCGCUCAAGCGACAUCUUCAAGGGUAUGCUCGCCAAAACCAGCCUCCUAACUUUGGCUAUACCCGAGGUGCCCAGCAGUCUCUCCCCGGAAUACACAGCAGAAUUUCUGUCAUCCAUAAAGAAGCUCGACAGUUCGGUGCCAGUCGUCGUGGACUUGGAGUCUAAAUUGUUCCAAUCAGUCCCGCGGGACUCUGAGCGACUAAGCAUCCGUUAUGAAGACGACAUCGCCUACUUGCAAAAUGAGGACACACACAGUCUUCCGGUAGUCGCCGUUGCUGCCCCCGACGCGAAGGUACGUCUUUUUCACCUGUCUUCGCUCAGCAUUGCCUGUUUUGUUUUUGGAUAUUUCAACCCUUUUGGCGUAUGUUUUCAUCGCCACUAG